This is a messenger RNA of Astyanax mexicanus (Mexican tetra), 8749 nucleotides long. It is a transcript of the gene plekhm3, whose product is annotated as pleckstrin homology domain containing, family M, member 3. Lineage: Eukaryota; Metazoa; Chordata; Actinopteri; Characiformes; Acestrorhamphidae. The transcript is spliced from 9 exons. The record is from RefSeq and is a predicted model, not a curated record. The coding region runs from base 3643 to 5757 and encodes 704 amino acids.
GGGUGGAGAGGUGCUGACUGGGGGUAAUACAGGAACAGUGAAUGUCAUUGUCCAAGGAUGUUCGUGACAGCCUGCUGCUGCACCGUUAUGCUAAGCGGCUAACGCUAGCCCAGCUGUGCUGAUGCUAAACAUCACUGAAUAAAGGAGAUGGAUAGAUACAUAAAUCAGGUAAAACAGAUCUGCGCGCGUUUCUGUAGUACACGUACAGUAACUACAGAAACAAGAAUAAAAACUAAGCCAAUAAGCUUUUUUGUGGUAUUCGUUUCGUCUAUAGUCCGAAUUUAUCCGUUCCACCUUAAAUAAUGCGUUAGUUCGAUACAAGUUCUAUAAGAGUCGACGCGGCUGCAUAGUCGAACUAAUGCGGUAUUUAAGGUGGAACGGUCGAUUAAAAAGAUAAAAACAACCGGGCGAAUUGAAAUUUGAUGCCAUUAUUUAACUAGGUGUUUCUUCGCUACGUUAACUGUCUAAAACACAUAAUUGUGUUACUAAUUUGUUAUCCUAGGUACAGUGCCAGUCAAAAGUUUGGACACACCUUAAAUUCAGUGUUUUUCAUUGUUUUAACACUAUGCAUUGUAGAUUAAUACUAAAAUCAUCCAAACUAUAAAGAAAACAGAUGGAAUUAUUUAGAAAACAACGAAGUAUUGGAGCAAAACAGGAUAUGUUUUAUAAUUUAGAUUCUUCAAAUUAGGCACCUCUUGCUUAAAUUACAGCUUUGCACAUCUUGGCUGAAUUUUUUUCACUCAGCUUUGUGAGGUAGAGUCGCCUGGAAUGGCUUUCAGUUAACAGCUGUGCUGAACUUAACACGAGUUAAUGCCCUCUUAAUUUAUCCAUUAGUUAAAUUGUAAAAUUGAAACGAGGUAGAGUUAUACAGAGAAUAGCCCUAUUUGAGUAAUGUUUUAAUCCAUAUUAUGGCAAGAACUACUCAACACCACUGAUGAUGUGUCCAAGUCGGUGCAUCAGACAAUGUUUCGUUGACUGAAAGUAGCCUUGAGUGCAGUUAGAAAGACUGUAUAAAACGAUAUGAUGAAACUGGCUCUCAUCAGGACCACCCCAGGAAAGGAAGAGCAAGGAUAUAUUCAUCAGAGUUACCAGCCUCAGAAACGGCAAGUUAACAGGACCACAGACAAGCCUGAAUGCUACACAGUGUUUUAGUUUGUUUCACAAUUUUAAGCUACUACAUGAUUCCUUAUGUGUUCCUUCAUAGUCUGGAUGACUUCAGUAUUCAUUUACAGUGUUGGUAAAAUACAAUAAGACUGUGUGUCCAAACUUCUGACUUGUACUGUAUUUUAGUCAAUAAUUCCGUUUGUAAAGUAAUUAUUUAGCUGGUUAACGAGCUGUAUAACAAAUAUACUUAUCUAGUUAAUAAAUAGAUAGAUAGAAACACAGUGCUUUAACCAUUGAGCCACAAAGCACCAACAGUAGUCUUAUUUUUUACCAAUUAGGCUUCACAUUGUACUGAAAAUUUGGGCUCUGUUCUCUACCGUGGUUUUGCUCUUCCUGCUAACUAAUGUAUUAUCCACUAGCUCAUACACUGUCCACAAAAGUGCUUGACACAAUACCCUGAUAUGCCAAAUGUCACAUGAUAUGUGACAAAUAUAGUGCCUCAUGACUUUUGCCAUGACCUAUACAAGCUAAAAACACUGCAUGGACUAGUAGGAUAUGCCUUUCUUUUCACAAAAACAAGCCCACAAGCCAGACAUGAUAAUUGCCUUUGACUGUGCUGUCCACGGUGGGAGGUAAUGCCUUCUAUGUUGUAUUUCUGGUACACAUGUGGAAUGAGGAAUUUUGGAUUAAGGAAUGUUGGAUUGUGGAAAGCUACAUUCUCCAACGACUUGCUAUGAGCACACUGGCUAGUGUUUAGCCUAACUCACAACUUAUUACUAUAGGUGUAGCUGUUCCCAAGCAGUACUUGAUAUAAUGCUAGAUCCGUUUACAGACUUUUGCCAUAUCUGUGUAUAAUAGGUUGCAUUGUUCUGUUGCUAGUAGGACUACCACAGAGUACCCAUUAUUUGGAUGGUGGAUCAUUCUCAGUACUGCAGUGCUACAGUGACAUGAUGUUGGCACACUGACAUCCCACCACCAUGCCAGAGUCACUGCAGUGUUGAGAAUGAGAACAAGAGAAGAAAAGAAUGAAACAAAUGUACUGUAAUAAUUAAUGUAAUUAUAGAACUAUAAAGUGCUCCAAUAUGCUCAAUGCAAGUAAUUAAAUGGACAGGGAGUGUAAAUGUAAUGGCUGAUCUGAAAAUUUGGAUUCAUCAAGUGGUUGUCAAUGCAGAAGUCUAAUGAUUUGAAUGAUUUUUUGUUUAACACAACAUACACAACAUACUAGAUUAGGCUGUUUUGUUUAAAAAGCAGCACCAGACCGUAUACACUUGAUUCCUCUUUCCACAGACCUCUGCUUUGUUCGUGCCUCGUGUGGCAAGUGGUAGUGCCUGCUGUGAAAAGGCUAAAAAUAGCAAGUGUCUCAGCAUCUCUGUCACAUUGGCUCAUCUGUUAGCGGAGGUCAGAACACUGCUACUCUGGGUCUAAUAUAACCAAUCAUUCCAGGCCUAGCAAAUCUGUCUGAGAACUGUUGUCGAAUUGCGUUAAUGCACCGACAGCAUCUAUUGCCAAGAUGUAAUUUGGCUGCUGCCUUCAGCAGUUGGCACCGGCAUUCUUUCAUCAGUGUCAGCUUUUUGAGGUCAGAAACCUCAGUGUUUGAGAUUUACUUUGAUCUGGCACUUGUUUCACUUGUGUCCUCUCCUGCCGAGUCUUCUGGAGUCACUGUUCUCAGACAGGAAUACAGCCAUUCAUGAGUUGCAGAAAAAUAAAUCCUAAGCUGUAGAGCCCAUCCCAUAUCCAUUAAUCCACAUCCCUGGUUUCUCAUGCUCACCCCAGAGAUGCUGAGUGUGCCGCACUGGCAUUGGUCAGAAGUGAUGUAAUGCCCUCUAAAUAAUGCAUGGCCUUAAGAAAGUGAAAGACUCUGAGUCAGAGAGCAAAAGACACGGGAAAUCGAUGUCAGUGUGGGAGAGGGGCAAACUGAGGAGAGACAAGGCAGUAGGGAGGAUUACAUGUGAAGAAAUGGCAACCCAUAUUGCUAAGAGGAGAAAACGGAAAGACUGACUGAUGGUCAGGCUAGAAAGUGCAAGGAGAAAGUCUGAUUCUGCAUCCACACCCAGCUCAGGAUGUUGAUGCCUGGGGGGACAAUUGUUCCUUGUGCCAUGUUCAAUUUGCUUUCAUUCUGGAGUUUCUGCCGCCUGACCUAAGUGACUUGAUUUUCUUGACACCCAGGAAUCUCUAAAAGUGCGGCAACACCUAGGCUAAACCAUGCCAUGACUACUUUUGAAGACUGCCAGACCAUUUUUAGCCCUCCAGCUUUUCUUAACUUAGCACCGAGAGUUAUGGUUGGCCCAGCAGUCUAUGCCUGUUCAGUUGCCUGGUUAACGGCGUUGUCUUAAAGAGCUCUUGUUUAUCCUGGAAGGGAUUCGAGCCUUCGAGGAGUUUCAGUAUUGCCAAGCUUCCUCUUGGCCUCAGACAGCAGAUGUUCUAUCUGUGUUGUCUUGAGGCCUUUGGAUCCCCUCCUUCUAAGACUCACGCACACCAGCUAGUCGCCUACAUACUCUGCCCUUUCACCUCCGCUCUGCUGCGAAAGCUGUGGAGGUGAUGGAGGGCUUGGAGGUGGAAGACAUCAGUCCGGCCCUGGAGGUAACGGAGGACUACUUGCACUGUCUGGAUGCCAGUCAAGAAGAUGGGCAACUACGGCCUGCCAAGUUGAAGGAGGUUUCAACUCUAGACAAGUUGAACUCCAGUGGGGUAUGGGGCUUGCUUACUGGGGAACAGUCAGAGAUAUCACCUCGUAACAUAGCUUGGGGAGAACAGACCUCCUCCUUUAGUGUACUUGGAUUAAGAAAUGGAAAGAGGAACCGAGCCCGCUCUACCAAUGAUCUGGCGGCCCACGCCAAAGAGACCAACUCCACAAGCACUUCUAGUGGGGGCUUCAAGCGGGGGCACAACAGAUCACGCUCAGAUGUCAACUACCGAACCUUCACGGAUAACGGCGUGCCAGCUGUUGACAAGAACACACUCAAGAACAUGGCACUAAACGACCAAAGGGAAGAUAACAAGGAGAGUAGCCCCAGCCUUGUUAAGCAGGGCAUAUUGGAACAGAGGGAGGGUCCGUGGGGCCGCUGGAGUGCCUGCCACGUGGAGCUCACUCCCUGCGAACUGCGCCUCUAUAGCCUGGACAACAGUGGGAACAGGCAACUGUGUGCUGCCCUCUCACUGUCGCACUGCCAGGGUGUGGGCGCACCGCACCCGCAGGAUGGCCGAGUGCUGCAGGCCCUCUUCUUCAACAGCACCCGCCUGCAGCUGCGUGCCCCCUGCCAGUGGGAGGCAUUGGAGUGGCGUAGGCUUCUUUGGGAGCGCGUCCUUGCCGCUCGGCCACCCCACAGUCAGGGGGAACCUCCAGCACCUUGCGAGCCAGUUCCAGACUCUGCCACCACGCGUCCCCUCGUCCGUCCCACCGCACUUCCCCUGUUCACCCAGCGCUGUGCUGAUGUCCUUAAGGCAGGCCUCCUGUAUCAGCUCAGUGACCUCAACAACUGGAGCGCCUUCACUUUUGUACUCAGUCGCACCCAGCUGCAGGCCUUCCCCACUGAAGGCCGAGGCCCUGUCAAUGAACCAGUGCUGCAGUUCCCUCUGGCAUCCUGCCUAGCUGUGCAGAGGGAUGAGGCAGAUGGCGGCAACUGUGCCCGCUUCCAGGCCAUUUUCCCAGAUCAGGUGCUUCGUCUGAGGGCAGAGAGCGAAGCAAAGGCCCAGGACUGGGUGGAGGCUCUGCGGACAGCUGUGGCUGCCCAGAGGCCGCAGGGAGAGAGCAGCCAUCAACUAGCUCCCCCAGGAGUGCUUAUGAGGAGCAAGCCGACACGAGAACGGUGGCAGAAGGAGGCCCACAGAGCUAAACGGCAGUCUGUCACUACCAGCUUCUUAAGCAUCCUCACCUGCUUGGCUGUGGAGAAAGGCCUGACUGCCCAAAGCUUCAGAUGUGCAGGAUGUCAAAGGCCAGUGGGUUUGUCUCGAGGCAAAGCUAAGGUCUGCCACUACAGUGGAUGGUACUAUUGUCAGAGCUGCCACCAGGACAACCUCUUCCUUAUUCCUGCUCGACUGCUGCACAACUGGGACACCAGUAGACAUAAGGUGUCCAAACAAGCGAAGGAGUUUCUAGAGUUUAUCUACGAGGAGCCCUUGCUGGAUGUGCAGCAGUUGAACCCGUGUCUGUACGAGCAUUCAGAACCACUGGCUGCUGUGCUCAAGCUUCGGCAGCAGCUCCAGUCUCUCAGGGCUUACUUAUUCAACUGCCGUGCCACAGUCGCAGAGGACCUGCGCCGUCGGAUUUUUCCAAGGGAAUACCUCCUUCAGCACAUUCACCUGUACUCGCUGGCUGACCUUCAGCAGGUCAUAGAUGGAAAGCUAGCACCCUUUCUUUCCAAAGUGAUAAAGUUCGCCAGUUCCCACGUGUACAGCUGCAGCCUGUGCCGAGAGAAGGGCUUCAUCUGUGAGCUCUGCCACGAUGGCCAGAUCUUGUACCCUUUCCAGGAGAAUGCCACCAAGAGGUGUGAGGGCUGUGGCGCAGUCUUCCACGCCGAGUGUCGGAUGCGUGCACAGCCAUGUCCGCGUUGCGUACGGCGAGAACUGCACAAGAAGCCAUCUUCCUUCUGGAAGAAACACAACCACUGCGAGGACAACGACGACCUCCUGAGCUGCUUCGAGCUGGACACCUGAGCCAGGCAGCCUCUGCCCCCCCAGCUGCUCUAGCUGCUCAGCUGCUCCAGCAGACCCACCGCCAGUUCAGAGCUGCUGCUGCUGCUGCUGCUGCAUCUCUGUGUACGUAUGUGUGUGCGUGCAAGACUCCACAAUUGCGGGACCCUGAGAAGGAGCGUUAUGUUUGCCGACAAGGAACAGAAGGGUCUUUUUGUUUUCGUUUUUCAAUCGGCUCUCUCCAGAGACUCGCUCUCUUUCUACAGACUCGCUCGCUUUCUCUCUCUCACGCUCUCGCUCUCUCUCUCUCUCUUUCUCUCUUUUUUCUCCCUCUCGGCCACUCUCACCUGAGAGAUGGAUACACAGAGACAAUACUUCAGUCCCUGAAGAGGAGAGGUUUCAUAAUGAUACCAAUUUGCCCUCGCCUUUCAUCUACCAAAUGACUGCCGGGCCAACCGACAAAUGCGGACCGAGCGGAGUGCGCUCACAUACUAGCACACGUAAACACACUCUCACAGUCUGACACAGAAUAAUACACUCGGUCGGGGGAAAAAAACUCAAGGCCAAUAAUUCAAGCAAUUUUCUCUGCACAAAUACAUCAUCUAAUCCAUUAACAAGCUGUACUAAAAUCGGACAUCCUGGAUGCUCUCCGAUUUCCAGAUACCUCUACUUAGCCCUACAAUGGAGAAGCUGAGAAGUACUAUCCUAGACCCAUUCACUUGUUUUAAGUGACUGGAUGAACAUCCAGAUCUUCCUCUCCACAUUCCUACACAACCGCUACGAUGCUCCCUUUUUCUGUCAGUCUUUUGCACUACACAAGUUUUCGUCCCUUGAAUUGAAGGACUGUGGACUGAGCCUUGAGGAACACUCCUUGGUUUUUCAGAGUGGAAAAAGCUCAAUGCCACAAGGAUUGAGGACUGAGCCUUGAGCCUUGAGGAACACUCUGUUUUUUCAAAAGGAAUUGCUGGAAAAUCUUCAUAAUAAUCCUGUAUAUAGCUGUGUCAAAUAAUAUAGCUAAAUCAUACACCCAAAUUCCUAAACUUGUGAAGUAAACGGCAGCAUUGGCAUGGUGUCCCAUACAGCUGCAGCUGAAGUUUAUCACCGCUCAAUGGCACUGGCUUCAUGCAGCUGAGCCUCGAUCUCCUUUGCCAACCUCUGGGUCUCUGAUUACAAACUAACUCUCAGCCACAAGGUCCCAAAUUAUAGUCCGGCACUCUGGGGCUUUGUUUAGCAUUGGUAGAGCCCGUUUAGCGCAGAACACAAAAAAAUAAAAAUCCCGUCCACUGACUGACUCAUUACUUGCAUCGACCAAACUGACCACUGCUUUGGAUCCGUAUCAGUCGGGCAUUGCUCUGGUUGGGCAUUUACACUCCAUUUUCCGGCUACUUGAACUAAGCAUUGGCAAUAAUAUCUCCUUCAUUUUGCUUUCGCUGCCUUAUUUGACCUCUUUUUUUGCACUCUUUUUCCCCCCUAAGGGACAAAGCUUUGACAAUGCAGAAUGACUGAGAGCUGUCACCUGACAUUCUUAUCCCUUCCCCUCCCUAUGCAAACUAGCUAGGCCAAGUGACCUUUUUCAAAUCUCUAAAUCCCCAAAACCUAUAUUCUCAUCUUUUCUCACCUUGCUUCCCCUUUGUGAACAUGGAGGAGACGCCAAUGCCAUCUGUUAGCUCUUGUUGGACACCAGGACCAGCAACACAAUUCCUGACUCUCCAAUUCCUGUCUAACUUUGCUCUAACUCUGUAGACGUCCAUAGAAGAUGAUGCACGCGGCACUAUGUUAAAGGGAAAUAUGUGCUUGAUUCUGGACAUUGGGAAGAACCUGAGGGAUACUUGAAGGGAAAAUUUAAAUAUUUAUUGUUCUAGCUAGUGGACUGAUAGAAGAACUACAGGUACUGUUGAGGAAUAGCAGUUGUAUUUUGCCAGUCAUCGUUCAAGAGUUAGCGUAAUUAAUCCUGCAAAAAUGCAGCUAGGUCAACAUGGAAGUACAAUUUUAUCUACCAUAUUGAAUUAACAUGUUUUACUGCUCUGCAAAAAUGUUGUUUACAAGUUUUUUGUUUGUUUUUUUUAAUAAUUGGGCAGAUAUGCUCACUUGAAUGCAGCUUUUUUUUUCUUUUUGCCAUUUGCACCAAAAGUACUUUAUGCUUAUUUUCGAAGUUCAUGAAGUUCAUGUACUGUGAAAACAUCAAAGAGCACCCUAUAUUUAUUUGAUUUCCAGUCAGAACAGCCAUCAAUUGUUCAGUUGUUAAGUAGGGCUAGACAAUAUACAACAAUCAAGGAAUCUGUUCCUACACAGUUUAUGUCGGACCUCUGGUCCUCUAGUCUGUUAUGCUGGAUUGGUGUAUUAUUUCAGCAGUCAUCACCAUUUUUGCAAUGUCAUGUAAAGCAAAUUAAACCAUACACAUUAUGCUACAACCUGCUUGAUACACAAGGAAAUUUUGUACUUUUCUUAUUGUCCAUCAUUUGUUUUAUCCGAUCUUUAAAAUUUCUUUUUUUUUAUAUCACAGUAUAUAUUGCUGAAAAAUAACAUUUUUCAAUGUCUGACUAAAGCCCUAAUUGUUAACAGCAUUAGAAAGCACAAGCUUUGACAGCUAAACUUAUAUCAGAUGUUUGCAUAUUUAUUCCAUCCAUAUUAAUCUUCCUAAGAGUUUACACUCUUAUCAGGAGACUCACUCCAUCUUCAAAGUUCAGCCUUCUAAGUUUCGAUGUAUUCAGUGAUGUUGAGGUCUGGACAUUGGGGCGGUCACUUCAGGUGUUUAUUAUAAGGGCAGCAGCUGCUUAUAUAUAUUAUUAUUUAUUAGAUGUAUCAGUUUGAAUUUUCCACAAAGAGCUUUUUUAUCUAGCUCUAAGUUUUUUUCUGAGUAUUUCAGGCCUAUAUAGGAUUGUCAUCUACAACCGUCCCAUCUUCAAAAAAAUGUAUCUUGAGAAACUGAACUUAAUGACUGUUUUGACUGGAAAAGAAAACCCUGGUCUCUGUCUUUUGCACAGUACUGUAUGAUUGAGUGUUGUGUGUGUGUGUG